Messenger RNA from Pelodiscus sinensis (Chinese soft-shelled turtle), 1959 nucleotides. It is a transcript of the gene TAF1A, whose product is annotated as TATA-box binding protein associated factor, RNA polymerase I subunit A. Gene Ontology annotation, molecular function: protein binding. Gene Ontology annotation, biological process: transcription by RNA polymerase I. Lineage: Eukaryota; Metazoa; Chordata; Testudines; Trionychidae. Gene Ontology annotation, cellular component: RNA polymerase I transcription regulator complex. The record is from RefSeq and is a predicted model, not a curated record.
GAGGCGCCUGCUGCCCCGCCCCCAUUCCCUGAGGGAGCGGCUCACACUACAAGGGAGCAAUCCCAGGCCCAUGCGACGCCGCUUGCGCACUGGCGAGCUGUCGGAGCGAACACAGCGCAUGCGCAACAGCUCAACCGCCUUGGGGCAAAAGUGACGUCAGAUCACGUUUUCAGCCUGUCCGUGAAGAAGCCGAUGACAGCUUCCAUUGCCCGACCCAAACAUGGCCGUCUGCGUGUCGGGAUGCGGAAACGUCCGUUAGGAGCGUACUAACUCCUGGCACAUGCCACGCGCUGUGGAGGAGCCGGGUUGGGGCUGGCCGGCGGGGGAAUCUCUCGGUUCAUACAGGUGGAAGACAUGGACAGUUUUGUUGAACAAUUGACAAGAGGGGCAGAGGAGGAGUUUACAGAAGAGUCUGCAUGGGAUGGGUCUGCAGUAAGGAUUGAAAGCAGUUCACUUCCAGCUAUCCAUUUACCUGUACUUCCAAGGUAUCUUCAGCAUACAACAACUGGAGGUCGAAAGGCAACAGGAUUUCAGGAAACUAAGACAGCUUGUUUCAAUUACAUUCACGAGGCCCUGCUAGAGAACCAGUGGCAGAGGGCUGCAGAAUUCAUGACUGCCUAUUUGGAGACAUUGGAGAGUACCUCUGCUGAACAUCGGAUGGCUGCCCCAGAGGUGGUGUGGAGAAUAGGAGCUGAAAUUUUGUGCCAUCAUUCCAAAAGCAGCAUUGAAGAGUUCAACUACUUUGCUGAGCGGAUAAAAAAUGUAGGAGUAAAAAACUAUUUAAAGGUCUGUUUAGAACACGUCUUUCAUCUGUUGUGUAAUGGACUGAUUGAUGAUGCCUACCGGAACCUGUCCCUGGCAGAAGGCUGGAGGUAUGGAGAACAAACAGCUGCUCAUGAUAAAGAAAUGAAACUCAUUCAGGCUUAUAAAGGAUUGCUGGACUACUAUAACUGGUCUGAAAAGAGAAAAGCCAUGUUAGAGCUUGAUGAUGAUGAUCUUGCACAGUUUGUUGAACAGGAAAUGCACAGUUUCUUUCGGCAGGCAGCGGUAAAUUUCAAGGAGAUAAUUAAAAUACCUGGCGUAUGGGACCCUUUUGUAAAGUGUUAUGUGGAGCUAUUGGAAUUCUAUGAGGAUUAUGAUGAAGUCCGGCAGGUGUUAAGCGAGUAUGCUUACAAUUCGAAGUUUCCUUCCAAUCCCAAUGCUCAUGUUUAUUUGUAUCAGUUCCUAAAAAGACAGGGUGAAUCAAAGAAGACACGGAUAGCUGUGCUCAAGAUUUUGCAUGAGCUUGUUCCUUCUCAUGAAUUAAUGUUAGAAUAUAAUGCCAUGCUUCAAAAAUCAAAAAAAAGAAAAAAACAUAGACUGGGGCUGCAGGUUAUUUUCACAGUCCUGGAUUUUGCUGGGUGGAAGGAGCAUGUAAAAGCUUGGAGCUGUUUAGCAAAACAGAUUAAACAGAUCCUGGAAAACUCUAGCAAACAUCUUUACUGGAUCAUGGAGGAGUGGAACUCCAGAAAGGACUGGUGGCCAGCCUUCCACUUUAGUCACCAUUUGGCUAAAAUAAAUUGGCAGGAAAAUGAAAGUCUUGCUUGUGAAAAAGCAUUCGUGGCUGGAAUCUUGUUGGGAAAAGAUUGCAAAUACUUCAGAUAUGUUUCACACCAAGGCCACAAAGCCAAGAAAGGAAGGUUUCAGACAAUGAAGAAAUUUGUGAAGAAACACAGCUCUUCUCAUUUAAGAGCAUCUGGUGUUUUGGAUUCCUGCAUCCACCUUUGAUGUUUGAGAGGACUUUAAGGACCACUUAUAAAAACUGCUAAAUUAUUUUCCCAGCAUUUCUAUGCGGCUUUUUUUCCAGGUUCUUGCUACUAAGAACGGUGAAAGUGGAUUGUCAGCUCAGUGCUGGACUCAGCAUAUUGCUGAUUGCAAUCUUUGAUUUGUAUUAUUUAUAAUAAAAGGGAAGUAAAUCCA